AUGGCUGGAAGACAGUCAAGGAGGCUUUUGAAGCCUCUCUUGUAUACGGUCGCCGCAAUUGCGGGUGCCGGCGGUGUUCUUUAUAUAUCCUACCGACCACGGAACAUACCAGGCUCCGAUCCAGCCGCUGUGCCACCUCCCCGCUAUGGUGAAGAUGGGAAACUCCUACCUCCCCAGUUCCCUCCUAUAAAAAGUCGAGACGAACAGAUUCGUGAUUUGAAGCGCAGCUCGACGGAAAAUACUCUGGAUGCAGUCAAAGAAAAGUUGGACGACGGAGUUUUUGGCGCUCGGGGUAACAAUACGGUAGCCGUACGCAAUGAUGAGUCAUACGACCUCCUCGUCAUUGGUGCCGGAGCAACUGGAUCUGGCAUUGCGCUUGACGCGGCCACGCGUGGAUUGAAAGUUGCCGUUGUAGAACGUGAUGAUUUCAGCGCCGGCACAAGUAGUAAAAGCACGAAGCUUGUCCAUGGGGGCGUUCGUUACCUGGAGAAGGCUGUUUGGGAGCUUGAUUACAACCAGUAUUCAUUGGUCAAAGAGGCACUGCGCGAAAGGAAAUAUUUCCUUCAUACAGCCCCCCAUCUUUCAAUGUGGCUGCCUAUCAUGCUCCCCGUGCAAAAGUGGUGGCAAGUGCCUUACUUUUGGGCUGGCACAAAGUUUUAUGAUAUUUUAGCGGGCUCUGAAGGAAUUGAAAGCUCCUAUUUUUUGCCCAAAAGCAAGGCAGUGGAUGCUUUCCCGAUGCUGAAGAAGGAUAACCUCUUUGGUGCUUUGGUUUACUAUGAUGGGGCACAUAAUGAUUCCCGUAUGAAUGUAUCUUUGGCUAUGACAGCCGCCAUAUAUGGGUGCACUGUGGUAAAUCAUCUGGAGGUAACCAGCUUAACAAAAGAUGAAAAUGGAAAGCUUACAGGAGCACGGGUAAAAGACGUUAUUGCUGAGAAAGACGGUCAAACUGAGGAGUUCACUGUCAGGGCUAAGGGCGUCAUAAAUGCCACAGGACCCUUUACGGAUUCUAUUCGAAGGAUGGAUGAUCCCAGCAUUGCCGAGAUCGUUGCGCCCAGUUCCGGAGCUCAUGUAAUCCUGCCUGGUUACUAUAGUCCCGCAAAAAUGGGACUCAUCGACCCAGCUACUUCUGAUGGCAGAGUUAUUUUCUUUUUACCUUGGCAGGGGAACACGAUUGCAGGCACCACGGAUAGUCCAACAACAAUAACGCCCCAGCCAAUACCUUCAGAAGACGACAUCAAUUGGAUCCUAUCAGAAAUCCGGGGAUAUUUGGCUCCAGAUAUCACCGUUCGACGGGACGAUGUCCUCGCUGCUUGGUCUGGCAUCCGUCCGUUGGUGCGCGAUCCCAAGGCCAAAAAUACAGAGUCUCUUGUUCGAAGCCAUUUGGUUUCAGUAUCGAAAUCUGGCUUGUUAACCUGUGCGGGUGGAAAAUGGACCACAUACCGCCAGAUGGCAGAAGAAGCGGUGGACGAAGCCAUCAAGCAAUUCAACCUUCACCCCCAGGGCCUUGCGACAAUCCCGGAUAUCAGCGGUACAGGUUUCCAUGUCGAUCAAGCAGUUCUCGACGGCUCCUGUCAGACACAUCAAGUCCGCCUCAUAGGUGCUCACGGCUACUCAAAGACACUAUUCAUCAACCUUAUACAGCACUUUGGAUUGGCUACUGACGUUGCUCAACACCUGACGGAAUCUUACGGCGAUCGUGCUUGGGAAGUAGCAGCUAUGUCAUCGCCGACACAGAUUCGAUUCCCCCUUUGUGGAGUUCGCAUUUCUCCUCUUUAUCCAUUCAUAGACGGGGAAAUUCGAUUUGCGGUGCGACGUGAAUACGCACAAACGGCAGUGGAUGUUCUUGCCAGAAGAACCAGAUUGGCUUUCCUUAAUGCUCGCGCUGCUCUUGAAGCCCUUCCUACUGUCGUAGACAUAAUGGCAGAAGAGCUUGCGUGGGACGAGAAGCGCAAGAACCUCGAAUGGAGCGAGGCAGUUCAGUUCCUGCUUUCCAUGGGCCUCCCUAAAUCGCGCGCUGGGGUGACAAGAAAAGACGUGGAAAGGGGCAGGUCGGCAGGGUCUAGUUCCACGCAAAACAAUACCGCUCCCAAUGCGAUCCAGAUGGACCAGAGUCUCCCGCAGUAG
Molecule: messenger RNA, 2124 nt
Organism: Uncinocarpus reesii 1704
Lineage: Eukaryota; Fungi; Ascomycota; Eurotiomycetes; Onygenales; Onygenaceae
Product: glycerol-3-phosphate dehydrogenase
Exons: 4
Coding region: 1-2124 (707 amino acids)
Biological process (GO): glycerol-3-phosphate metabolic process
Cellular component (GO): mitochondrion; glycerol-3-phosphate dehydrogenase (FAD) complex
Molecular function (GO): glycerol-3-phosphate dehydrogenase (quinone) activity
Source: RefSeq, a predicted model, not a curated record